Molecule: messenger RNA, 336 nt
Organism: Epithele typhae
Lineage: Eukaryota; Fungi; Basidiomycota; Agaricomycetes; Polyporales; Epitheliaceae
Exons: 5
Coding region: 1-336 (111 amino acids)
Source: RefSeq, a predicted model, not a curated record
AUGCCAAAGUACAAGCUCGUCUUCUUCGCCCCCCGCGCGGACACCCAGCCGAUCCUCGCCCACCUCUUCGACCGCUUCCCGCUCCACGUCGGCGGCGUCGGCGCGUACGCCCGCUGCGCGUUCGUCUCCCCCGGCACCGGCCAGUUCCUCCCCACCGAAGGCGCCUCACCCGCGAUCGGCGCCGUCGGCGCGCCCGAGUUCGUGGACGAGCACCGCGUCGAGGUCCUCGUCCUCGGAAGCACUAGCGCGGACGUCCGCGCGGUCGUGCGGGAGCUCAAGAAGGUGCACCCGUACGAGGAGGUUGCGUACGAGAUCUACCGCCUAGAAGACUUCUAG